AUGGCCCAGGUGGAGCAGCUUCUGGGCCGAGAGCAGUUCACCUGCCCCAUUUGCUUGGACUUGCUCCGAGACCCUGUGGCCAUUCCAUGCGGGCACAGCUACUGCAUGAGCUGCAUUGACGUCUACUGGACAAACAAUGACACGCGUAAGGCCGUUAGCUGCCCCCAGUGCAGACAGAGCUUCAACCCCAAGCCCAUCCUCAACAGGAACACCAUCCUGGCCGAAAUGGUGGAGAAGCUGAAGGUUGCGGUGCAGCCGUCCGUCCGUUCGGUGGCCAGUGAAGUCGAGUGUGAUUUGUGCACCGAGACGGGAGGCAAAGCCGUGAAGUCCUGCUUGGUGUGUCUGGUGUCUUACUGCGAAGCUCACCUCCAGCCGCACUACCGGUCUCCAGCGUUGAAGAAACACCAGCUGGUGGAGGCCUCCAGGCACCUUCAGGAGAAAAUCUGCCCUCAGCACAACAAGCUUCUGGAGAUCUACUGCCAGACGGACCAGCGGUGCAUCUGCCUGCUGUGCGUUAUCGAUGGACACAAGGGUCACGACACGAGCUCGGCCGCUUCGGAGGGCGCAAAGCAACAGAAGCAGCUGGGGUUGACGAGGCGGAAGUUCAGGCUGAGAAUCCACGCAAAGGAGAAGGAGCUGAUGGAGCUCAGACAGUCGGUGGAAACUCUUAAAAUCUCGGUUCACUCAUCGGCGGAGGGCAGUGACCAGAUCUUUGGAGAGCUCGUUCAGUCUGUGCAGAGGAGGUGCCAGGAGGUGAGAGAGCUGAUCCAAGACCAGGAGCGGAUGGCUGUGAGGCUGCUGGAGAAACUGGAGCAGGAGAUCCUCGAACUCAAGGAGCGGGACCACAAGCUGGAGCUGCUCCUGCACACAGACGACCACAUCCAUCUCCUUCAGACCUACAGGUUGUUCUCUGCCCCUCCUGGACCCCCAGACGCGCACAGCAUCUCCAUAGCUCCAUUCUCUGAUCUCAGCAAUGUGACCAGUGCCAUCACUGCUCUCAGGACAAGGCUGGAGGGGGUUUUUAAAGCGGAGUGGCCCAAGAUCGUCAGAGCAGCCAGCACAGUGAAGUUCCUCCAGAGUCCACUUCCCAAAAUCAGACCGGAGUUCCUGUACUACUCCCGCCAGCUCACGCUGGACCCUCGCUCGGCCCACAGGGAGCUGAGCGUGUCUCCCGACUGCAGGACGGCGUCGGUGCGGGCGCGAGAGCACUCCUGUCCUGACCAGCCCGAGCGCUUUGACUACUGGUGCCAGGUGCUGGGCUCCCAGGGCCUGCAGGGCUGCUGCUACUGGGAGGCCGAGUGGAGCGGGAUGGGCAUCACCGUGGCUGUGGCCUGCAAGGACCUGGCCAGGAAAGGGGAUGGCAGUGACGCUCACUUUGGGCGCAACGCUAAUUCGUGGAGUUUGUUCUGCUCUAGGAAAGCUUACGCUUUCUGGCACAACAACACAGUGACCAGGAUCCCGGGGCCAAGCUCAUCCAGGAUAGGGGUGUAUCUGGACCACAAUGCCGGCACGUUGGCCUUCUACAGCGUCUCUGAGAACAUGAGGCUCCUCCACAAAGUUCACACCACAUGCACCCAGCCCCUCUACCCCGGCUUUGAGUUCACGUGUUAUGGAGCACUUGUUACAUUAUGUCAGAUGGAGUAGGGCUCACAAUUUGUGGCCACUUUAUUAGAAACACCCACCUUGUGCUUCCACUCACUUAUAGCCAGUUUGACCACAGCAGAAAGGACAUUACGCCCCCUGGUGGUAAAUAUAAAACUUACGUGCCACUUUAUUAGAAACACCUACCUUGGGCUUCCACUGACUGGCCACUUUAUUAGAAACGCCCACCUUGUGCUUCAUCAUCAGCAGCUGUUCUCUUCUUGUUUUCUUGCUCAAGCUUUCAUAUAAAGCUACAAGAUGAAGUCCAGACUGUACACAGUACCGUUCACUUCAGCUGAAUCAGAAAUAUAUGUAAUCACAUUUAUCACCUAUU
Pygocentrus nattereri (red-bellied piranha) is the source of this 1975-nucleotide messenger RNA. It is a transcript of the gene ftr66, whose product is annotated as finTRIM family, member 66. The transcript is spliced from 6 exons. Bases 1 to 1644 code for a protein of 547 amino acids. Gene Ontology annotation, molecular function: zinc ion binding; protein binding. Lineage: Eukaryota; Metazoa; Chordata; Actinopteri; Characiformes; Serrasalmidae. The record is from RefSeq and is a predicted model, not a curated record.